GUCUGCGCUUCGUGCGUGGUGUGUCUGGGUAGCGCUCCCAGGGGUUCACUCCCGCACAUCGCGUCUCUCUUCUUACCUACUUCUCUCUGCUGGGGCAGCCUUGCCGUCGAUCACCGCGUGCGCGCGAGCUUGGGCUCUCCAGAGGCUCUGCAUCGAAAAAAGCCAGCUCGACGAAAAUGCAAGGAGAGCAGUACCAGGGUGAGCGCGAGGCGAUGCCCCCGGGCCACGUCUCGGGCGCCGAGGCCGCUGCCAUGGCACAACAACAACCUCCUGUUGGCACGGUCGUCGUGCAGCCCGCGGCCGUUUCAGUUGUGCAGCCCGGUCUACAGCCCGUGCGACAGGUCGUGUACGACCAGCAGCAACCCGUGGGCCAGGUCGUCUACCAGGCGCCGGCGGCCGUGCAGCCGCCCGCCGUCGUGGUCCAGCAGCCGCAGCCUGCCGGGCCGCAUCGGGAGAAAUUCGUUGGGGUCGUCUCUCUUAGUAUCGCCGGGGUCCUGUUCAUCUGCGGAGUCUGGCCAUGCUGUCUCAUCCCGUUCUGCGUGCCCUGCGACGAACGGUCCGUCUACCCGCCGCAGCAGCAGCAGUCCGUCGUGACGGUUCAGCAGCCGCAGCCCGGAGUCGUCGUCCAGGCGCAGCAGCCGAAGCAUUACUAGGCCACUCGCAUUUGACAAAUAGCUCUACUACUAGUACUACGCGGCUCCAGCAAGCAGCAGCCGAAGUAUUACUAGGCCACUUAACAAUUAGCUUGA
Molecule: messenger RNA, 749 nt
Organism: Pelagomonas calceolata
Lineage: Eukaryota; Pelagophyceae; Pelagomonadales; Pelagomonadaceae
Source: the annotation of a GenBank genome assembly